UCUAAGUGCAACAAGUAUUUUUGGAGAAACAAUGGCUCUUAAAAAAUGGUCACAUGAACAAAUUAUAGGAGCUUUAUCUUCUCCCUUUUGUCUAUCUCUUUUGUUCCUUGUAAGUGUGUUGUUUGUUUUUAAGUUUGCCAUUGGAAAAUCUAAAUCCAAAACCAAUCCAAAUCAACUUCCAUCUCCACCGAAACUACCGAUCAUCGGUAAUCUUCAUCAGCUAGGCACACUUCCACACCGUUCUCUUAGAGACCUUUCACUCAAAUAUGGGGACAUGAUGUUGUUGCAGUUGGGACAAAAACAAAAUCCAACUCUAGUGGUUUCAUCAGCAGAUGUAACCAUGGAAAUCAUGAAAAAUCACGAUCGAAUUUUUUCAAACCGACCUCAACAUAUAGCUCCAAAAAUCUUAUUGUAUGGAUGUGAUGACGUUGGUUUUGGACUUUAUGGAGAAAAUUGGAAACAAAAAAGAAAAUUAUGUGUUUCCGAACUUUUGAACAUGAAAAGUGUGCAAUCAUAUCAUUUCGUUAGAGAAGAAGAAGUUGACGAAUUGGUUAAUAAGUUACGCGAAGCUAGCUUGAAUGAUGAAUGUGUGAAUUUAAGUGAGAUGAUUAUUUCAACAUCAAAUAAUAUUGUUUGUAAAUGUACUCUUGGAAGAAAGUAUGAAGGAGAUAAUGAAGGCAACGUGAAAGAAUUAGCAAGGAAGGUUAUGAUUUAUCUUCAAGCUUUUGCAGUUGGAGAUUACUUUCCUUCUUUGGGUUGGAUUGAUGUUCUUAGUGGAAAAAUUAGAGAAUUUAAGGAAACUUUUCGAGAGCUUGAUAGUUUGUUUGAUCAAGUGAUUGAAGAGCGUUUAGCUUUGAAGAAGAAGAUGGAAAAUGAUCAAUUUAAAAAGAAAGGAUUUGUGGAUAUUCUCCUUCAACUCCAAGAGGGUGGCAUGCUUGGCUUUGAGCUCUCCAACAAUGAUAUCAAAGCACUUCUAACGGAUAUGUUUGUUGGAGGAACUGACACAGCCUCAGCAACAUUAGAAUGGGGGAUGUCAGAGCUUAUGAGACAUCCAACCAUAAUGAAGAAAGCGCAAGAAGAAGUAAGAAGAGUUGUAGGCAAUAAGUCAAAAGUUGAAAAAGAUGACAUCAACCAAAUGCAUUAUUUAAAGUGUGUAGUGAAAGAAAUUCUAAGGUUCCAUCCAGCUACUCCUCUUAUGGCUCCACGUGAAACAAUAUCUAGUGUGAAUCUAAAAGGGUACAAUAUUCCUGAAAAAACAAUGGUAUAUGUAAACUCAUGGGCAAUACAAAGAGACCCUAAAAAUUGGGAAAACCCUGAAGAGUUCAUGCCAGAGAGAUUUGAACAUAGCCAAGUUGAUUUUCAAGGUCAAGAUUUUCAGUUUAUCCCAUUUGGUUUUGGGAGAAGAGGAUGCCCUGGAAUGAAUUUUGGAGUAACUACUGUUGAAUAUGUGCUUGCUAGCCUUCUUUAUUGGUUCAAUUGGAAGCUACCAUUUGAAACAAAUUCUAAUGAACAAGAUAUUGAUAUGAGUGAGGUAUUUGGACUUGUUGUCACAAAAAAAGAACCACUUCGCCUUAAACCAAUAGCAUUUUCAUUUUAAUCUACUCUCCAAGUAUUUUGUGGUCAAAGUGAUUAUAUAUUGUUGUAACUUUCAUUUUCUUGGCUUUGUAAGUUCAAAGGUGUUUUUGUUUUGGAUGAUAAUAAUAAUAGAGUAUUGCUCUCCAUUUUCAUGA
This is a messenger RNA of Medicago truncatula (barrel medic), 1730 nucleotides long. RefSeq names its product cytochrome P450 71A1. Gene Ontology annotation, molecular function: heme binding; monooxygenase activity; iron ion binding. The transcript has 2 exons. The record is from RefSeq and is a predicted model, not a curated record. NCBI's taxonomy places the organism in Eukaryota, Viridiplantae, Streptophyta, Magnoliopsida, Fabales, Fabaceae. Bases 32 to 1597 code for a protein of 521 amino acids.